Molecule: messenger RNA, 7072 nt
Organism: Eupeodes corollae
Lineage: Eukaryota; Metazoa; Arthropoda; Insecta; Diptera; Syrphidae
Gene: mbc
Product: dedicator of cytokinesis protein 1
Exons: 23
Coding region: 327-6311 (1994 amino acids)
Biological process (GO): small GTPase-mediated signal transduction; cell migration
Cellular component (GO): plasma membrane; cytoplasm
Molecular function (GO): guanyl-nucleotide exchange factor activity; small GTPase binding
Source: RefSeq, a predicted model, not a curated record
AAACUAAAAAGCCUCUCCCCAACUGCGCACAGUUUGUAAUCAGUUGACGAAGUUGAAGUCGAAUAUUUAUUUCUUUUUAUUUUUGUAUUUUCGAAAAAAUGUCCGUGGGGCCGCCACCGAUGGCUACGUCUCCCAAUUUUCUGUUGACAAAAAUUGUUAAAAACUAACAAAUUCGUUGUUUUUGAUGUGAUAUUUAAACAAUUCGUGUGUUUUUAAGUGUUUUUUGUUUAAGUGCUUAAGUGUUUUGUACCCAAAACCCAAACCCAAAGUGAAAAUAAAGAAAUAGAAAAGAAAAUCCUCAAAUAAUUUGAAAUAAAAAUAUAAAAAUGAGUGUGUGGCUGGAUACAGAUGAUCAACAUCGCUUUGGAAUUGCUAAAGACAAUUUCGAAGAAGACGAUAAGCCUCACAGAUUGACACUGGAUGUUGGCGAUUCCGUUGUGAUCCUCAAAGAACUUGCCCAAUGGUAUUACGGAUAUAAUACGAAAAAUAAAGACAAACGAGGAAUCUUUCCAAAAGCUUACAUUCAAACUGUUGAAUGGGUUCUCAUUAAGGGAGACUAUUAUAUAAAACGUUCAGAAAUAGUCGAAGAAACAACAAAAGUGAUAUUAGAAUGGGGUCGUUUACUAAAACACUACUAUCUGAACUGCCAUCCAGAUUUUGUUGCAAUAAAACUAAAAAUGUUCCAAUUGAUUCAUCUUAGGGCGAUUCUUAUAUCCGCCAAUCUUCCAGCAGAUGAAAUGCGCCAAAUUAAAUUGUUAGCCACAUCGCAAAUAGACACAGGAAAUAGUCAGCUUGGAUUGGAUAUGGUUGUGCGAGACGAAGGCGGCAAUAUGCUCGACACAAAUGCCACUUGUACAACUGAGUUGUAUGAACAUCAUUUAAAUGCUGUUGAUCGUAUUCGAAGGGCGAAUAAUCCCCUCGCAAAACAUCGUACGUCACGUACAAUGAACAAAUAUUCACACAACGUCCUGCUUACGGUCCAUGCAUUUGUUUGUAAAUUCCAAGAGGACUCAGAUCUUCUGUUCACAUUGUAUAAUGGAGAAACCCAUAAGCCAAUUACAGAAAACUAUGUUGUUCGGUGGGGUCGAUUGGGCAUUGCACGUGACAUCGAUCAAUUCGACAAUAUUCGUGUACUCUUCACAGACCUAAGCACAAAUGACCUUAACAUCAGUAUGUUAUACUUGGUUUGUUUUGCUGUUCGAAUUGGUUCAAUGGAGAUGAAGGAUAAGGAUCGAGAUAAGGAAAAGGACAAGGAAAAAAGAUCAAGCUUAUCUGGAACGAGAUUGAGUUCGGCGAGUAAGAAAAGUUCACAGCUAUCGAUAAGUUCGAAUGGCUCGUUAGGAUAUAGUAUAGAACAAAUGCGGCGUCCAUUUGGAGUAGCUUGUAAAGAUUUGACGCCAAUUAUUGGCAAACCAGAUGAUUUCAAGAGAAAUCUUGACUUGCCGUUUAUUUUGUGUGAGAAGGAUAACUUUGAUACGACCUUGAAGAAGCUGAUGGCAAACAAGGAUAUGGGAAAAAUCGACUCGAAGGUGGCUGUGAGUCUAGAAGUACUGCAGGGAGAUAUUAAACAGGUGAAAGAGGAAUUUCCUCAUCUUAUACAUGGAAAAGUGCCACUUGCUCGUAAAAUGGGUUUUCCCGAAGUAAUCUUACCAGGCGAUGUUCGCAAUGAUCUCUACUUAACGCUAAUGGGAGCCGAAUUUUCCAGAAGUGCUAAAAGUAGUGAGAAAAACGUUGAAGUGACAGUUUAUGUUUGCAACGAAAAAGGUGAAGCUGUGCCUGGUGUGAUGAGCGUCGGUGUUGGACAUCCUCCUGUCGAUGAAUAUAAAUCGGUUGUCUACUAUCACGAAGAUAAACCAAAAUGGUUGGAAACCUUUAAAAUUCAUGUGCCAAUUGAUGAAUUCAAACAGUGUCAUUUGAAAUUCUUGUACAAACAUAGAAGUUCUAACGAACAAAAGGAUCGUAAUGAAAAACCCUUCGGUUUGUCUUAUGUCAAAUUGAUGCAAAAUAAUGGCACAACUAUAACACAAGGACAACAUAAUUUAAUAGUUUAUAAAAUCGAUCACAAGAAAUUCGAUAAAAAUUGUAUUAUUUCGUAUAUGGAUCUACCAUCGACAGUUUCUGAGUUGCAACCUGGUACUAAACCUUCAACGCUUGGACUGACAUUGCUAUCAAAAGAUAGCGUAUCGAUUGGUGUUAAUUUAUGUAGUACAAAAUUGACACAAAGUGUAAGCUUACUGGGUUUACUUAAUUGGUCUGCACACAAAGAAUCUCUAGAAGAUUCACUGAAAGCUCUUGCAACAGUUCCUGGAGAAGAAGUUGUUAAAUUUCUACAAGACAUUUUAGACGCUCUAUUUAACAUUUUGGUGGAAAAUGACAAUCACGAACGAUAUGAUAAUCUAGUUUUCAUGAGCAUCAUUCAUCUCGUGGAAACUGUUUCCGAUCUAAAAUAUCAACAUUUCUUGUCAGUUCUAGAUGUUUAUAUCAAUGAAAGCUUCUCAGCUACGUUGGCAUAUAAUAAAUUAAUUGACAUAUUACAAAAUCAUAUACGUGAAGCUAUCAAUGCGGGCGCCAUAAAUAACUACGAAGCCGAUGAGGAAAAAGCCGAAGUCAGACGAUUGUAUAAAACUACAAAAUUCUUACAUUACGUAAUGAAAUUCAUUAUUCGAUCGAGAAUACUCUUUGCCGCGUUGAAUGAUAAUUCUAAUGUUGAAGACUUUGAAAAUAAACUUGAAGAACUUCUGAAUAUGUUCAUCGAGAUGAUUGAUUGUCCCACGGAUCUUUUAAAAUCUGAAGGUGCACUUUUAAAGAAUCUUCAUGUGAUUGCAACAGAUCUUCUUCAAGUUUAUGACAAAGUCGAAUUGAGUAAUAGCAUAGUUAAGAUAAUGAUGAAGUUCCCACCAGGUCGUUUGACCCAAUCGAAGAUGGUGUGCAUCAAGGACUUUGUCGAUUCGAAAUUAUUUCACUAUCCCGAAUGCAGAGCCAUACUCUUGCCGGUCUUUUGUAAGCACAUUAAAGAUCGCCUUGAAAGUGGAGAGGAGGGCGACUGCAAAUCCGAUAUAUGGCAACAAGAAAAGAAUCUUACAAAAGCAGCUAAAGUUUUGGGGCAAUUAAAAUCACAACUGCAUACACGUGAAACUACAGCUAAGUUAAAGGUAAACGAAUGCAUCAACAUAAUGAACAACAUUCUGAGACUCCUCUUUCGCGAUGAUAUUGGCCCAACAGAAGAUGACAUCAAAGAUGUUAUGCUCAUCUUACUACGUACUGUGAUCAAAACCUCCCAGGCCAUGGAUCGAGAGAAUCCUUUGGUGGGAAAUCUAGUUGCCAUUAUGUUGGGAAUUCUUCGAAGUAUGAGCGAUUAUCACUACGAGACAUUUGUGCGGAGUUUUAGCAAUAGAUAUGACUUGCAAAGUUUUAUCAUUGAACUACUGUUGGUGUUCCAAGAACUCGUAUCACCACAUCCCAAGCCAGUUUUUCCCAAAGAUUGGAUGGACAUGAUUAUGCACCAAAAUACUGUAAUUCUGGGAAGUUUACAAAAGCUCUCGACGGUUAUAAUUGAUGCGUUCUUCGAUCCAUUCGAAAAGCAGGUGUGGUCAAACUAUUUCCAGUGUUCGAUUGCGUUCCUGAUACAAUCCCCAUUGCAAUUGAACGACUUCUCAGACAACAAACGAGCAACGAUAUUCGAAAGAUAUCAAGACAUCCGCAAAGAGACUGCCAACGAGAUUCGAAAAAUGUGGUUCCAGCUGGGCGAGCACAAACCGAAAUUCGUUCCGCAAUUGGUUGAGCCAAUUCUCGAGAUGAGCAUGAUCCCAGAGGUGGAACUGCGAAAAGCCACAAUUCCGAUAUUUUUCGAUAUGAUGCAAUGUGAGUAUUACAGUUCGAAGAUGCUGAUGGACAGCUAUGGAGACACAAAGCGGAAUAAUGCCCAUUACAAGGCUAACUUCAAUGAAUUCGAAACCGAGAUGAUCGAGAAGUUGGAUGUGUUCAUUGGAGCGGGCAAAGGCGACCAUGAAUUUAAGGAUCUCUUUAAAAAAAUCAUGCUAGAGAAUUGCAUGGCACACAAUAUACUCAAUGUUGAAGGAACAAGAUUUGUCAAUAUGGUCACGAAGCUCAUGGAACGAUUGCUCGAGUAUCGUUCGAUCAUUCAAGACGAAAGCAAGGAAAACCGCAUGGGUUGUACUUUCAGUAUACUUCAGUUCUAUUUGGAAGUUAAUCGCAAGGAGAUGUACAUACGAUAUGUGUAUAAACUGUGUGAUCUGCACAUGGAGCUUGAGAACUACACCGAGGCUGCAUUUACUCUCAAGUUGCAUACAAAUCUGUUGCAGUGGAACGACACAGAAUUGUCGCCUCUGCUGAGAUCGCAUCGACAUAUAAGAUGUCACACCCACAGACAACUCAAGGAAGCCCUCUACUACGAGAUUAUCGACUAUUUCAACAAGGGAAAGGUCUGGGAGUGUGCAAUAGAUAUGUGCAAAGUGCUGGCCAAGCAAUACGAAGAAGUGACUUUUGAUUACCUUAAGUUAGCUGAUUUGUACAAAACAAUGGCAGAGUUCUUCGAAAAAAUUCUCAAAGAAAUGCGCCACACUUCGGAGUACUUCCGAGUUGGUUACUAUGGAAUGAAAUUCCCGAAUAUAUUCCGAAAUAAAGUGUUUGUUUUCCGAGGCAAGGAAUACGAGCGUCUGAGUGACUUUUGCACUCGAAUCUUAGUCCAGCAUCCAACAGCAGAGCUAAUGCAAACGUUGACCACACCCGGCCCGGAGAUAACCCAGGCAGAUGGGCAGUACAUUCAGAUAAACAAUGUGGAACCGAUUAUGGAUGAGGCUUUCAGCAAAUUCAAUGACAACGUCAUUUCAAAUGAGAUUGCCAAGUAUUACACAUCGAACAAUGUCCAGAAAUUCAAAUACUCCCGACCGUUCAGGGAGAAAGAUAGCGGAGGUGAUGAUGUUCGAGGUUUGUGGCUAGAGAGGACAGUUAUUACGACAAGUUUUCCUUUGCCUGGCAUACUCAGAUGGUUUCCUGUGGUUAAUUCUGAGAAGUUUAAGAUAUCUCCCAUCGAACUGGCUGUAGAAACAAUGGAAUCAACUAACAAAGCUCUCCGUGAUUUGAUCAUAUCACAUAGGAACGAUGAGAAUAUUCCCAUAAACCCGUUGAGUAUGAAAAUCAACGGAAUUGUUGAUCCAGCUGUCAUGGGGGGAUUUGGAAAAUACGAGGAGGCUUUCCUAACGCCGGACUAUCUGGAAGAAAAUCCCGACGAUGAGGAACUGGUGGACAGGCUCAAGGACUUAAUUGCUUCACAGAUACCGCUUUUGGAAAUAGCUAUUUCUGUGCAUAAAUCAAAGGCACCCGAAAGCUUGAAACUUUUCCACGAACGAAUUGAGAAAUGUUUCAGUGAAAUGCAAACAUAUGUCGAGAGUAAAUAUGGAAAGAAGUCAUGUGAUCUUAAAUUUGAAAGAGAUUCGUUUGUACUUUUGCGUCGAAAUGGUUCGAUGAUGCAUCAAAUGUUUGACGGUAGUAAUCGUCUAUCAGAAACGAGUAUGGGUUCCUCAGAUAGUGGCCUAUCGAAGUCAACAUUUUAUGGACGAGCACAAAGCAAUUCGAUCAAAUCUACAUUUGCUAGCUUCAAUUUCAAUACGAACAUAACCAGAACUACGCUCGGCCAUUCACCAAGUGUUAAGAGUAAAUCCAAAGAGAAGACACCAACUAAACGAAGACCAAUUAAGAAGCUUGAUAGAGACGCACUUAGUCUACCUGUAGCGAAUAGUCAAUGGUAUACGACACCUUUGUCAACGAUAACAUCGACACCUGAAAAAGACUCACUAUCGUUAACAUCAGCCUCGAAUACAUCGCUAUCGAAACCAAAUCAAGAUCCAAGAGUACUAACCGAAGAGCUAACUGCAAAACGACCACUUCGAUCGGAGAAGGAGAAAGAGCGUCGUCUCUCACGACCAGCUAGUAUAGCAACGCCCACAUCUAGUAUGAAAGGUUUCUCUGCCGCUGAUACUCAAUCUCUAUCUGGGGGCGAUAGUAGUAAUCGAAAUUCAGUUGAUAUCGUUGAUACAACUGAUUCAACGUCUGAAGAAGACCUUAAACCACCACCUUUACCAGCUAAAACACGUGAUUCAUCUGACUUUACAAGUCUGACCGGAGGAAUCGACUGGACACAGAGCAGUUCCUUUUCAGCAAUGAGUCCCACCAGUAUUAUGAAUUCAACAUAUGAGUAUGUUGAAACUACAAAUCCUGUCCUAACCGACGAUAAGCGAAGGCCACCGACUCCGCCGCCAAAACCAUCAAGAAAUACGAAGCACAUUCCAUAACAGUUUCACAAUAAAAUUAUUUUUUUUGUUUCUUUUUAAAUUAAAAAAAUACUGCUCGUACUCGCACAAUGCAAAACGCACAACGCACAAAAAUAAUAGUAAUAAUAUUGCUGGUUGUAAUGUCAGAAAUAUCGCAACGCCAAAUACUACUUUUUAAGGACCCUUAAAAACUGUGUUUAGCUCUAAGUGUAUCCUUCGAGGAUCCAAUAAUAAUAUAUUUAAUGUCUUCCUUUUUUUGAAAUAUUCUUUUUGAUGUUAUAAAAUUGUAAAAUACUAUACGUACAAAUCAGCAAGGGAAACGAACACAAAUGCUAAUGACAUUAAUUUUAUAGUAGAACUGUUUUAUUUAAAUUUUACAAGUCUUUUGUUACAAUUUUAUAAAUAAUAUAUUGUACUCAAUGUUGAUAUUUCUAACUUUUCUUAUACACUUAAAAACAUUCAUUUAUAUAUUGACCAAAACAAAUUAUUAAUACCAGAACCAUCUAAAAGAUCUUAUGAAAAAAGUAAAAUAUACCGAAACAAAAACACAAGUGCCACAAUUCUAAUUUUACAACAAAAACAUUUUUAAACUACUUACAAACUUAACAAAAAGUCAUAUAAAUAUUUAUGUAUGUACGUUUUUUUUUUGUUUUUAUUUUAAUAUUUAAAUAUUAUUUUAAAUAAAUUUUUCGACCAUAGGAUUUAGUAGUUAGUUAAGUAAAACAAAAAUAGAAAAGAUAUGCAUGUUCACCACAGUCUUUUUAAUAUUAGAUAAAACAAAA